AUGCCUUCAUUAAAGACGACAAUUAUCGCGCUCUUUGCCGCCACGGCCACGGCCAUGCCUGCCAGCGUCCGCCUUACACCGCGCCAGAUGCAGUACCACGCGCUGGCCAAGCGACAGCAGGAGAACGCCGCCGAGGCUGGUCUGAGCGACUUUGACAUUUUGCAAUUCGCUCUUACCCUCGAGAACCUCGAGGAGACCUUCUACCGUCAAGGCUUCGCCAAGUUCCCCGCGGCGGACUUCAAGCAGCUCGGCCUCGACGACCAGCAGAUCAGCGACCUGCAGCAGAUUGGAAAGACCGAGGCCGAGCACGUCGGCCUGCUUCAGUCGUCGCUCGCCCAGGGCGGCGUCAAGCCCGUGCAGCCGUGCGAGUAUGACUUCAAGUUCACCGACGCCGCCGCCAUGGUCCAGACCGCCGCCGUCCUCGAGAACAUUGGCGUCUCGGCCUACCUCGGCGCCGCGCCCCUGCUCUCCGACAAGGCCAUCCUCGGCACCGCUGGCUCCAUCCUCACUAUCGAGGCCCGCCACCAGUCGUCCAUCCGCGCCUUCUCCAAGCAGGUCGCCGUGCCACAAGCCUUUGACGCGCCCCUCGGCCCUCGCGCCGUCUUCUCCCUCGCCGCGCCCUUCAUCAAGUCGUGCCCCGAGGGCUCCAACCUGAAGAUUGAAGCCUUCCCCAAGCUCGCCAUGGACGUUGGCGGCGGCGCUGCGCCUGCCGAGGCUCCCGCUGGAGAGGCCCCUAAUGCUGGCGCUGAAGGUGCCGCGGGCGAGGCCCCUAAGGCUGGUGCUGAGGGUGAAAAGGCCGAGGGGGCCGGCGAGGGCGAAGAAGACGAAGAAGGCGAAGAAGACGAGGAAGACGAGGAAGACGAAGAGGUGGGUGAAGCCAGCGAGGGUGCUGUUGAGGCUCGCGCGGAAGCUGCUGCCCCGGCGGCUGCCGGCCCCGGCGCACUCUCGGUCGGCUCCAACUUCAGGGUCAAGGCCGACGGUACCAGCGGCUCCGAGGCCACCAACUGCGCCUUCACCUCGGGCGGCGUCUUCCCCGGCGGCACCGCCUUCUCCAACUUCACCCAGGCCGAGGGAUGCCAGGUGCCCCAGGGCGUCGCCGGCAUCACCUACGUCACCCUUACCAAGGCCGCUCCGCUCUCCGGCGUCCUGACGGACGACAUGAUCGUCGCCGGGCCCAUGGCAGUGACAAUUUCUUGA
Cordyceps fumosorosea ARSEF 2679 is the source of this 1197-nucleotide messenger RNA. Its product is annotated as Ferritin/ribonucleotide reductase-like protein. The transcript has 2 exons. Lineage: Eukaryota; Fungi; Ascomycota; Sordariomycetes; Hypocreales; Cordycipitaceae. The coding region runs from base 1 to 1197 and encodes 398 amino acids. The record is from RefSeq and is a predicted model, not a curated record.